CAAAUCAGGAAAACGAAGUUACUGGGAGAAAACGGCGAAAAUCAGUAGCCCUCGGCACUUAGAGCCCUCGGCACUAAGGAGGUCCCCGGUACUUAGAGCCCUCGGCUAAUCAUCUACAGCCGAGGGCAUCUUUUCCGACAUAAUAUCCGGUCCACAUGCGCAUGGAUCACCGUACCAAGUACGACGUCACAUCCAACAGCCGCAUUAAAUGCGGCCACAUGCGAUUGCCAGCGCCAACCAGUUGAGGUGACCCCUCGGCCAAUGGAUGCUUGACACGUGUCCCUGUCUGGCAUUUAUUGCUACUAUAAAUAGCACCCCAUUUCCCCGUUGUAAACCACACUCAAAAGCCUUAACUUACAUAUUAAAUACACUUUCUCUCUCUUACUUGCUCUGACUUCUCUCUAGCUAUUCCCCGUAAUAACCCCUCAGAUAGAUACCCCCCGGGUACACUUAUCCAUCAUUUGGUGCUCUCGUUGAGAGGUCGAACAAUCAAGUAAGAAACCCUCCCCCUCGACCAAACACAAAACACCUAGCUAAAAUGGUGAGAACAACUCGUGCCAACUCCAAGAAUGUCGAGGACAGGAACCUGGCCCUCGGCGAGAUCGACGUCCCUGAAGCCUCUAACAGGGCUCCCGGGGGCGGCGUCAUCGCCGGGUUGGACCAGACGGUUGUCGACCUACGCCAUCAGAUUCAACAGAAUGCCCCCGAUGCCCGCCUCGGCAUCGAGGCCAAGAAAAAGGACCGGAGCGAGAACCAAAUUAGCCCUCCAGUCAUCACAAUCGACGUACAAUCGGCGUUUUCCGCCUUCAUCCAGACGCUCACCCAGAACCCGGGUGCCUUCGGCACUUUGGUUCCCUUCCAACCUCAGGUCGGGGAGAAUGUCAUGCCUCCCCCUCAUCCACACCCCCUCGGGAACCCAGUCCUCCGAAUUGGGAACGUCGAGGGGGUCGUGGCCCAAGAUACGGUCUCCCAGGAAGUCCAAUCCCAGGAUCGCCACAACGCAAACAAAGAGCAACUCCGGACCUCCGCCCUCGAGAGACUCGGAGGGGCGCAAGACCGCCGAGGGGUCCAAGACCGCCUCGGGGGGAAGGCGUUCCAGAGGCCUCAGGAAAGUGGCGGAUCCGUCUCCAGGGCCAACGAAAGGCGUCUCCCUCAGGACAAAGGCAAGGCACCUCUCCAUGCCGACGACGCCUGCCACCAAAUCAACCAGGCCCACUCGGCCCGUGUCCAUUCGCAGGGGGCGGAGGCCCUCCCGAAGGACCCCCAGGACGAAAUCAUUGCGGCCCUCCAGCGCCGGCUCGAUGAGAUGGAGGCCACCAAAGCGCACGCCACCACUUCUGCCCCUCAUACAGACCUCAAGUAUGAGGCCAUGUUGGCCAAGAUGGAGGAAAUGCAGAGGAAGAUAACCGAGGGCUCCGGGGAACCCACCAUACAGCUCCGGACCCGGACGCCUUUCACCCCAAGGGUAUUGGUGGCCCGAAUCCCGAAGAAAUACCGAGGGCAGCUCAUCAAGCCCUACGAUUGAAAAACUGACCCCCAGGAGCACUACAGCAGAUACCAAAACAGCAUGAUGAUGGUGGGGGCAUCAGAUGAGUAUUUGUGCCGCUGGUUCCUCUCCACCUUAGAGGGGCCGGCGUACGAAUGGUUCAAUCGAUUGCCCGAGGGCUGCAUUGACUCAUGGCAAGAACUUGCCCAACGAGUCUUGACGCAGUUUGCGGGAAGGCGCCGCACAAGAAAACACUUCUCCCACUUGCUGAUAGUGAGGAAGAGGAAGGAGGAGACCCUUCGGGACUUCUUGGAGCGCUGGAGGACGGAGGCUGAUAAAGUUGAUGGCGCUGAUGACGGGACCCUCCUGGCCCUCCUCCAAACAGUACUCCCCCCGGGAACUUCUCGAGGAGCCUCAUCAUCGAACCCCCCGUGAUUAUAUAAGGGCCCUACAACGGGGGGACCGGUAUGCCGAAGCCGAGGAGGUGGACAAAUGCCAUCACGUCCCGGAUCAGCAAUGCCCUCGGCCAGACGACAAAGGCAACCGGGGGCCGGGGGCCCCCCGUAAUCAACCCAAAGAUUCUGCCCCCUCCGGUGAUCGCCCCCGGCACGGCCAAGCCAAGCCCGGGGAGGCUACAAGGGGAACCCGAGGGCUUGGGCACAACCUGUUCUCCUGGAGCACCCUCGGACACCCUUGACGCACCCCGUCAGCGUCAUUAUUGAUUUCGCUGAGGAGAGGGGCCUGGUGGAGCGAGAUUCCCGCGCACCCCCGGAGGUAUAUGCCAUCAAUCCAAACUACCCCUACUGUCGCUUCCACCGGCAUCAAGGACACAUAACUGAUGACUGCCAUCAGUUGAAGACGGCCAUCGAAAGAUUAAUACAGGUGGGCCAUUUGUCCCAAUUUAUUCAAGGCCCUCAGCAACAGGGCCCCCCUCACCAAGGGCCACCCCGAGGGAAAACUGCGAGAGCAAAUGCAUGGGUCAACCCCAACACCAUCCCCCUCGGUAAGAAGAGGGAGAUUGGGAACUUGGAAGAAGAGGAGGAGGAGUACCCCCGGUACCAAGAAAAGAAGCGCCACAUCCUCAUGAUCACCGGGGGCAAUACCGGGGGUGACUCUACAAGUCAACGAAAAAAGUGGGCUCAGUCACUUUACGUGGGGGAAGUCACUCAUAUGCCCCCAGUAAAGCGGCUAAGGGAGGAACCCAUCACCUUCACUAACGCUGAUCUCCCCUCAGUGUCCUCCCCACACAGGGAUACCCUCGUCAUCCGCGCAGAGAUCAAUGACACUAUAAUUCACCGGACUUACAUUGACACGGGCAGCUCCGUCAAUGUAAUGUACCUCAGUACCUUCAGAGAGCUGCAUCUGGAGAGGGGGUCCCUUCGGCCCAUCAAGACCCCUCUUACCGGCUUCACCGGCGACACCAUUGAUUGCGAGGGGGUUAUAACCCUCCCGGUACUCUUCGGCGACGGGCUCCAUAGAUCCAAGCUCGAGGUGGAGUUCGUCGUCUUCAACAUCGACUGCGCCCACAACAUCAUCCUCGGCCGGCCGGCCCUCGAGGAUCUCGAAGCCGUCAUCUCCAUGAGGCACCUCUGCCUCAAGUUCCCGGCCGAGGGGGGAAUCGGUUACUCAAGGGGGAACCAAAAACUUGCCCGCGCUUGCUACCUCCAAGUAACAAAGAAGGUUAGCAAGACGGAGUUCCGCGUUGACACCAUCACCGGAACUGUGGUAGCGGAAGAAAGGAGGCCGAUGGCUGAACCAGCCGAGGAGGUAGAAGACUUCGCGCUCGAUCCGGCCAAGCCGGAGAGAGUCGUGAAGAUUGGAGCCAAGCUCCCUGAAGACUUGAAGACCAGCAUCAUCAGCGUCCUCCGCGCCUACUCCAUCGUUUUUGCAUGGGGUUCGGAGGACAUGCUGGGGAUCAGCCGAAGGGUCAUCACCCACCACCUCUCGGUGGACCCUUCGGCCAAACCAGUGCAGCAGCGGAGGAGACCCCUCUCGGCCGAGAGGAGGGGAUUUAUGAAGAAGGAGGUCGCCAUGCUCCUCUCUAUCAAGCACAUCAAGGAGGUAAAGUACCCCUCAUGGUUGGCAAACGUGGUCCUUGCACAAAAACCGCCCUCAUUCCGCAUGUGCGUGGAUUACACGGAUCUCAACAAGGCGUGUCACAUGGACCCCUUUCCUUUGCCAAACAUUGAUCAACUCGUAGAUGAAACCGCAGGAUGUGAAAUCAUGUCAUUCCUCGACGCAUUCCGCGGAUAUCAUCAAAUAUUUAUGCAUGAGGAAGACGCUGAAAAAACAGCCUUCAUGACCCCCGAGGGCAUUUUCUGUUACCUUGUCAUGGCCUUCGGCCUAAAAAACUCAGGUGCCACCUACACUCGGAUGGUGGCUAGGGUAUUUCAAGCUGUCCUAGGGUGUACCAUGGAGGCGUAUGUUGAUGACAUGAUCGUCAAAAGCAAGCAAUCAGCAAGCCAUGCUGACGACCUGAGGGAGAUCUUCGCCAUCAUGCAGAAAUUCAACCUUCGGCUAAACCCAAAGAAGUGUACCUUCGGCGUUCAAGGGGGCAAAUUCUUGGGCUACAUGGUGAGCCGAAGGGGUAUCGAGGCCAACCCCGAGAAGAUCCAGGCCAUCAUCAACAUGGAGCCCCCACGCAACGUAAAGGAGGUCUAACGAUUGACGGGCCACCUGGCAGCCCUCAAUCGCUUCUUAUCAAAAUCGGCGGAGAGGUCCUUACCCUUCUUCCAGAUCAUGAGAAAAACCACCGGUUUUCAGUGGACUUCAGAGUGUCAGGGGGCCUUCGAGGAACUGAAACGGUACUUAUCUUCACCCCUUGUGCUCUCUAAACCCAAGGUGGGGGAGAUCCUAUACCUUUACCUGGGUGUUAGCCCGGCAGCCAUCAGCUCAGUACUCAUCCGGGAGGAGGAGGGCAUCAAACAUGCCAUCUUCUAUGUUAGCAAGACCCUCAGGGAAGCAGAACUCCGGUACUCCCCCGUGGAAAAAACGGUGUUGGCUAUCGUAUGGACCGUCAAGAAGUUGGGCCAUUACUUCCAAGCUCACCCGGUCCAGGUCCUCACUCACCAACUCCUCGACGCCUUGAUGAGGAGCCCCACCAGCUCCUCCCGAAUGGUAAAAUGGACUGUCUUCUUGAGCCAGUACAACAUCGACAUCUGUCCUAGGCCCGCCAUCAAGGGCCAAGCCUUAGCGGACUUCGUAACAGAAUGUACGGCAAGAUCAGACACGGACGAGGAGCCCUCGGCCCUUUCGGACGAUUGGUGGACCCUCUACACCGACGGCUCCUCCGCCGUCAAGGCAUGUGGAGGAGGGGUGGUUCUCAUCUCACCCGAAGGCUUCCGGGCCUAUUAUGCAGUCCGCUUCUCCUUCAAAGUCUCUAACAAUGAAGCUGAAUACGAGGCCCUCCUCCGUGGCCUUCGGCUGGCAGCUAACAUGAAGGCCCGACAGGUCCACGUCAAAUGCGACUCGAAGCUAGUUGUCGGCCAAAUUUCCGGGGGAGUACGAAGCCAAGGAAGGGAGAAUGAAGCAAUACAAGGAGGCGGCAAAGGAGUUGCUUAAGGUAUUUGAGGCACACACUCUUACUCAAAUACCGAGGGCUCAGAACUUCGAGGCCGACAUUUUAUCCAAGCUCUCGGCCGAAUCCCCUGAGCACAUCUCAAAGAUUGCCAAAGUAGAAGAGCUUAGCCUCUCUAGCAUACAUGCUAGCCCCGUCAUGAACAUACAACAAAGACAGGAUAACUGGAUCUCAGACAUUGUCGCCUUCAUCACCACAGGUCAGCUGCCCGAGGAUGAGGCCCGCGCCAAGCUAGCAAAGCUGAGGGCUCCCAGCUACGUUAUCGAAGACGGGAGGCUUUACAAAAGGUCCUACAACGGAACAUUACUUCGGUGCCUUCAUCAAGAUGAAGCCGAAGUGGCGAUGGAGUAAGUGCACAGUGGCACUUGUUCAGCUCACCAGGGACCCUUCUCCAUAUCCCGAAGGCUAAUAAUCCAGGGCUACUUCUGGCCUACGAUGGCCCGGGAUUGUGCAGAUCUCUCCCAAAGGUGUUCCGCAUGCCAACACUUCCAGAAAGCCCCCGGCAGGCCGGUGGUCAACUAUACCCCCAUCAGCACAUCCAUACCCUUCGCUCGAUGGGGCAUAGAUCGUGUGGGCCCUCUGCCGAGGGGUACCUCCAACAACAGGUACAUCAUCGUCGCCAUCGAUUACUUCACCAAAUGGGUAGAAGCUGAGCCCCUCGCCAGCAUUACUGAGGCCAGGUGCCGUCAUUUUGUUCUCAAAAACAUCCUCACAAGGUUUGGCGUCCCCCAGCAAAUCAUCUCCGACGACGGGACUCAGUUCGAGGCAGCCCUCUUCUGUGCCCUCCUAGAGGCAUGGGGCAUCAAACACACCUUCUCAUCCGUUGCCUACCCUCAGGGCAACGGUCAAGUGGAGAACGCCAACAGGACCUUGCUCGAAGGCCUAAAGAAGAAACUGGAGGCCGAGGGGGGUGGCUGGGUAGAAGAGCUCCACAACAUCUUAUGGGCCUAUCGUACCACCCCUCGGCGGGCAACUGGCGAGACACCCUUCUCCCUGUGCUACGGAUUUGAAGCUAAGGCCCCCACUGAGGUAACUCUUCCAACCCGAAGGGUCACACAGUAUGAUCCAGAGGCCAACGACGCCAAUAUGGCCCUCGACCUCCACCUUAUUUCAGAACACCGAGAGCAAGCCUUCAUACGCGCAGAAAACUACCGAAGGCAAGUGAAGAGUUACAUUGACGCCAAGGUCCGCUUCCAGGAAUUCCAAGUGGGGGAUUAUGUCCUCCAAAGAAGGGAAGCCAGCCAACCGACCGAGGGCGGGAAGAUGGCACCAAAGUUCGAGGGCCCCUACAUCGUGGCAGUCAUCAUCAAACCGGGAACUUACAAACUAAAACGCCCCAAUGGGACUGCCUAGACAUUGGAAUGUACAUCACUUAGUUAAAUUUUAUCAAUAACAUCAGAGCGACCAAGCCCUCAUAACUAGUGAAUGUAUUAUUUUGCGGCUCAAGGCCUAGAAAUUUUGAAGAAUGAAGGCAUAUUGAAGACACCAAGAACAUGGAACAAGACUCUUAUGAGCGGCCAAGCCCUCAUAUCGACCCCUACAAGGAAGAACCCUCGGCACCAAGUGCCGAGGGUAUACUAUACUGCCAUCCACAGCGUGAAAAAGAACACCAAGUGUUCCUACAGAAGAUCCCUCGGCACCCAGUGCCGGGGGGGUGCACCACUGUCAACUUUCAACAAACGGAAGAAAACACCAAGUGUUUUCACAGAAGACCCCUCGGUACCAAGUACCGAGGGUAGACAACAUGAUCACCUACGACAAAUAAAAACACCAAGUAUUUCCACAGAAGACCCCUCGAUACCAAGUGUCGGGGGCCGUACAUCGGAACAAACACCAAGUGUUGUUUCUAAAGCCGUACCCCUCGAGGACGCCUAUACCGAAGGCGCCACCUAUCGGUGCCGGUAGCACGUAGUGCCCCCGGCCAUUUGCAACCAGUGUGCAAAUGAAAACCCUUCCCUGAAACGCUUUCCGCGUCACUACCCCAAGGGUAUGACAAGCACGAAAUAUGCCCAGGAUUCGACUUUCAAAAACGGAACGCUUUCCGCGCCAUUUCCCCAAGGGAUUGGCAGGCAUCUAAAAUGCCCAGGAUUCGACUUCCAAAUCGAAACGCUCCCCGCACCACUUCCCCAAGGGUGUGGCAGGCCACGGACUAUGUCUAGCGCCGAGGGGACGACUUUCAAAACUGAGGCGCUUUCCGUGCCAUCCCCCAAGGGGAGGCAGGCUACAGACCACCAUAUCUUGUACCCAGGAAAUGACCCUCGAUCCCCUCGGAACUCGGAAGGUUAACCCGAGGGGGGAGCUAAUGGUGUAUUCUGUUACCUCCCGAUAGGCCAAGCCUUACCAAGAAACCAACUUUCUUGAAGCCUUCCCUUCACUACCAAAAAAAAUGGGGUGGUGAAGGGGAGUAGACUCAGCGAGAAAUCAAUGAGUACACCAUUCCAACAAAUUCACGAGGACAUACCGAGGGCUCCCCAUGGGAACGCCUUCGGUACCUGGAAGCUCAUAAGUACCAAAGAUACCAUUCACAACAGACAUCAUCAACAAAUGGCUAAGUCCACUCCAUGAUUGCCUCCGGCUAUAUCAAAAUCGAAGGCUCAAAUCCUACGAAACAUGACAGGCUCACCCAACAACAACUCAAAACGUUGGUGAAGGCUACUAUAUGACAAAACUAUCAGAUGUUGGCCAAAUCAAAGCAAGAAUCACCUUCGGCACCUCACUAGAAGACGAGGGGACACACCCAGACAAGGCCCGAGGGAGUCUGUCUUUUCAUGCUGGACUUGGAUUACAAACUUUCCUAAGUCAAACUGUGGGGACAUAACAAUAGCCGAAGGCUUUUUGUUGCCGCAGGCCAACAUUGCAAGACAAAGGAAACUAUCCUAAACCUGCAAAGUAUACAGCCGAAGGGUCCUCGCCCGAAGGCCAGCAACAUGAAAUACUUAGAAAAAUUUCCUAAGUCCUAAGUACUUUGCCUUCUGACGAGUCGCCAUUCAAACGAGGGUACACCUACGACAAAGCUCUCACAUUUCACCCGAAGGCUCCUACCUCAUACAACUACACUUAGAAAUAUUUUCUAAGUCCUAAAUAUUUUUGACCCUUGGUCAAAUCUCCAUGCAGCCAGAGGGGCCAUACGGUUGACGACUUGGUGAAGCUACACUUAGAAGAAUUUUCUAAGUCUUAAAUAUUUUGAGACCUCGGUUAUAUACCCACGCAGCGAAGGGUACCCACGUACCGAAGGCUAGACAGUAACCAAACACUUAGAAAAAUUUUCUAAGUCCUAAGCACCUUGCCUCCGGUUAUCUCAUGAAGGCUACACAGAACCAGAGGGAAGGAAUUAGCCGGAGGACAACAGAUGAACAACACAUAGAAAAGAUUUCUAAGUCCUGAACGUUGGGCCCUCGGUGAAAUGUUCAGAUAACUAAAUAGGCCUAGUAGCCGAGGGCUACAGGGGACACUGUACUUAGAGAGAUAUUUUCUAAGUCCUAACAUGCAUUCACCCAAAGAGAAAAAACGAAGGCAUACAUAAAAAAAACGAAGGCAUACAUCCAAAAGAAAUACAUUCAACGGAAAACAAAUUCAUAUACGAGAAGGGGCCCGAGGGCAAACAUACAUUCAUACAUUCAUCAAAGACAAGAAAUACCAAGUGUAAUUGUUACAAAGGCCGAAGCCGAAAGCAUGGGAAUGUUCGGGUACAAAUUGUACAAAAAUUAUCUAAGAACAAGUCUCCUUAGGAACUUCAGCAGCAUUGCCCCCGGAAGCAUCCUCUGCAGCAGGCUUCGAAGAGACCUCUACUCCGGCCUCCACGAUGUCACCCUCUACUUCCUUCAUCAACUCAGAAUCCUCCAGGUCGGGCCGCUUAACGCCUGAGGGGAGGGGUUCACGAACAUCCGGUUGUAAGGGAGGAAGACCGUAUGCCGAGGGAUCGAAAUCUUUCAGCUCAAUAUUCAGGUGUCGGGCCAUCCUUCGGUAGAUGAGGGCCUGAGUAAAAAACUCGCCCCCAUCAAAAUAUUCCUUGCCCUUUCGGGCCAUCCAUUCCUCACCCGGGCCCUCGCACCAUUCGUCAACAGAGGCCUCCACAACCGAGGACAACCACUUCUCGUGUCCCUCAGCCUUCCACCCCUCGUCCAGAAACCUGGAGAUGGCUUCCUCCCGAGCUGCGACAAUAGCCUCCGCUCUGACGGCCUCGGCCUCCUCGGCGGCUUUCUUUGCGGCCUCCGCGGCAGCCUCCUCAGCUUUGGCUUUCUCCUCCCUGAGCCUUCUGGCCUCUGCUCUCGCAAGCUGGAGUUCCUCUUGGAGCUGGGCCAUCAGCUUCGUGGCCUUGGAGUCCUUAUGAAUGAGCUCUUCAUCUUUGCAUCUUGCCCGGCUUUGUGGAGACGCCAUUCCUCCAACCGUCGGGCCUGUUUGCCGAGGGCAAAGCAAGCCUGCAAAUCAACAACGCAAAAUGUCAGGGCAACCACGCAAGAUAAUCUAAGGAAGGAGGGAAGAAACCAUGAAGGAACUCACAGUUAAGGAAGAUUGGAGGAUCUGGUCCUCUAGCGCCACGUCAUCUAAAGCUCCAAAGGUGGCCCCAUCUGUUUCAGGGGUCAUGCCCCUCAGGAGCACCCUCGGGUCGACCGUGCACUUGGUCACGGCUGUUCCCCUCGGGAGGGAAACCUGCAGGACCUCCGGGGGCAUCUCCUCCGCCCCCGCCGGCUUUCCAGCCGUCGGCACAUCCACGACCAGCCCGAAGGUGGAAUGCUCAUCCACAAUCACGAUCGGGGGGUCCUUCUUCGUGGCGUCCCCCUUCUUCGACCUCUUGGCAGCCGGGGGGGAUUCCUUGGCCGUCGUUUUCCUCUUCGCGGCCGCAACAUCGCCCUCGGGCUUCUUGAAAAACGCACCAACGGGCUUCUGGCCGCCCGCAUCCGACCCUUUCGGAUCCUUGGCCGACUUAUUCUUAAAUCGAGCAAGGCCUUUCACGUUCAUCUUCGAAACAGGGAUACCUGCAAAAUAGUGAAGGGUUAGGCCGACGGGUCAACAACCAUGGAGCAAUAACAUCAAAGGUAAAAAAAAGAAAAAAAAAAUACUAAGUACAAGACUGAGGGCCCUCGGUGACUACCUCCUGCUCCCCCGAAGGCUUCAUCGAAAAGGGGAUACUUCUCAUCCAUUUCCCCGAUGAAGCGAUAUCUCCAGAAGCCGAGGGCGAAGAGUUCCUUGUCAGCAGUAUAGUCUUUAAUGGACACUUGCUUCGUACGACCCUCCGGGAUCUUGGCUAUUAUCAAGCCAUCCUUCUCCAGAGCAGCGUUUCCAACCUUCGGAUGUCGACGGAAGCGAUCCCGAAGUUCCAUCGGAAAUGGGCUCUCGACAAUUCUGACAUAGCACCACCGCUCCUUCCAGCCUUUGUUGGACGAAGGCGCCUCUGUAAAUAGCUUCCACCUGGCUAUCUGAUGCAGGUUGGCGAAGCCCUCGGCAUUCGCGUGACCCCCUCGACAGAGGUUGAAGCUCUAGAAAAACAAGUCCAGGCUGGGGGUCACCCCUCGGGCCCGACAGAGGUUCAAAAAGCCCGCCACGUAGGAGUGGCUAUUGGGCGUCAAUUGGCAGGGGACCAAACCCACGUACCGAAGGUAUUCCCGAAGGAAUGGGUGUAGAGGGAACCGGAGCCCCAUCGAUACCGACAGGAUGUGCACGGCAAUGCAGCCCUCGGGAGCCCGGGACAGCACAUCAUCAACUCCCGGCUCGAACACAACGGCCGAAGGCCCUACGUGCAGCUGCGUGACGUAGAAAUCCGCCUUGUCCGCCUUCGACUUUAUCUCGAGGGCCUCGGUGUUCAGCCAAGAAUACCCCUCGGGCAUGUCAACGGGCUUCCCUUGGUCGGUGGCCCUGACCUUCUUCUUAGUAGCAGCUUUUGCCUUCUUCUCCUUCGAUCCGGGGGCUACUCUCAAGGGCGUCGGGUUCAGCGGCCUCGAGCUGCUUGCUUCACCAGAACCACGGGGGGAAGGACAGCCACUGUCACCCUCAUCCUCUCCUUCUCUUCCUCCUCCUCUGCAACUUGUACGGCGAGGGCGGGCUCUUCAUCCUCCGCCUCUUGCUCAAAGUCCUCGGCUUCAACUUCAGCCACUAACUCUUUCUGCAUCUCAACGGCGAGGGCGACGUCACCACCGGCCGAAGGCUGCUCACUCAGGGACUCCGCGUCGGAGAAGACUUCCUCUUCAACCGAGGGCUCCCCCGAUAUGUCUUGGGAAUCACUAGCGGAUGACAUUUUUUUUAUAGGCUAAUGAAAGCGGAAGUUCUAAGGUCCGAGGGCACCCUAAGAAACUCUAGACACUUAAGUCUAAGGCCGCAGGAGCAAAACUCGCCAAGUAAACGGAGAAUAGAAGAGGGACUGACCUUGAAAGCUGGGGAUUCAACCGAAGGCUGGAGUUUCUCUCUCUAGAAAUUUUGGCAGGGCUUCGCUAACAAUAUGAUCGCACAAGAGGAAUGAUGCCCGGCCACGGGGUAUUUAUAGGCGCCCAGAUCCGGGCUUGGGCCCAAAAACCGGGCCUCCGGUCACAAGAUCAUCAUUACGAGCCGUGGUUUCGCCCAAUCGGUAACACUGCCCGCGGGCAGCCAACCGCCGCGCGCCACGUGUGCCCCCUUAAUGGCUAUAUUUUGACGUUAGGUAUUCCAACGGCUAUAUUUACCACGGCCAUAUUCUGGGAGCUCCCGGCUAUAUUCAGCAGACCACUCCUUCACCAACCAAGAAACUAGCCCCCGGGCUUUCUACUUCACUCCACUUCAUCAAGAGGAGCCCCCGGGUGCACUUACCCAGAGAUGCUCCCGGUUUAUGCCCCUCAUACUACAUAACAAAUGCCUUCGGGCUCACUCCUUCAGAAGCCCACGACUUCGUAACUGGCAGACCCCUCGGGGGUUCCCCCUCAACACCUUGAGGACCAGAUAGCCCCCGGGGAGUACACCUCAUUGACGGAUAGCCUACCGCACACAGGUAACGGCAACCCUCGGAUACCCUCCUCACCAACUGAUCAACAAACAGGGGACCCCCCGGAUAACACUUCAACUACUACUCACAUUCAUCACGCCCUCGAUCCCCAGAUUGAGGGACUCCCCCUCAGCACCUCCCAGGAUAUCAAAAGCAAGCCUCCGGCUAAUCAACACACUCGCCCUCAGAACAAGGAUAGCCUUCGGCAUCAGCAUUGUACUCCAUUUCAAACCAGGGCUUCACAUUUUCGAUUCAUCGUUGGGGGAAUUCGGUGCACUCUUUUUCCCUCAUUAGGAUUUUUUCCCACAGGGUUUUUCAUAAUGAGGUUUUUAACGAGGCAUCCCCCCAAAAUGAAACGAAAAGCGUCACCCCUCGGUUUCAUAUUGCAGGCAGGCACUACUCUACUCCUUUUCACCACUUUGCAAGUGCCUCAAGGAGUGGAGGACUGGAGGACCCCUCCGGGAAAAAUCUCUCAAAAUACAAAAAAUGUCAAAAAACUCCCACAACAAACGAGCAUGAUCCCUCAAGUCCCGGAAUGUGGGUAACUGAGGGACUGCCCUCGGCUGAAACAGGCACACAACAAACUACUCACAAGCUCCAAAAACUACAACGGAACAACACCAAAAGGUCAAACACAGAUUACUCCUUUUCCCUCAAGUACCUUUCGGCAAAAGGAGUGAGGGACUCCUGAUGGAGUAUAUGGCCCAGGAACCCCCGGCCCAUAGACUCCUACUAUUCUAAUGGAGGCCCAAUAGGCCCAGGAAGCACAGCAGGCCCAAAUCACGGCGCCCCAAGUACUAAGCAACCCACGUGGCGCACUAGGGGUGCCUUCGGCCCCCUGGCCGAAGGCUCCAAUUCUCACAGGAUGGCCAAAUCAGGAAAACGAAGUUACUGGGAGAAAACGGCGAAAAUCAGUAGCCCUCGGCACUUAGAGCCCUCGGCACUAAGGAGGUCCCCGGUACUCAGAGCCCUCGGCUAAUCAUCUACAGCCGAGGGCACCUUUUCCGACAUAAUAUCCGCUCCACAUGCGCAUGGAUCACCGUACCAAGUACGACGUCACAUCCAACAGCCGCAUUAAAUGCGGCCACAUGCGAUUGCCAACGCCAACCAGUUGAGGUGACCCCUCGGCCAAUGGAUGCUUGACACGUGUCCGUGUCUGACAUUUAUUGCUACUAUAAAUAGCACCCCAUUUCCCCGUUGUAAACCACACUCAAAAGCCUUAACUUACAUAUUCAAUACACUUUCUCUCUCUUACUUGCUCUGACUUCUCUCUAGCUAUUCCCCGUAAUAACCCCUCGGAUAGAUACCCCCCGGGUACACUUAUCCAUCACGGCUCAUCUAGAAGAUACUAGUGAAUAAUAAAAUGUACAAUAAUAUAAAUGAUGUCCCCUAUGUGUAUGUCAGCCGUUGUCCAGGCCCAGUAGUCGUGAGACCAGGGGUCCGAGUUUAUAUACUCUAUCAUAUAUAAUACGUAGUAUGAACUAUGAACUAUUAAUGAAUUCCACCUCAUGAAGUCGUGAGAAGAGAGGUAUCCGGUAUAUAUACAAAGGAUUGUCCACUAUAAUAUUGGUAUAUAUGGAAAGCUAAUAUAUGGAAGCUAAAAUAUAUGAAAGGUAGAAUAUAUAGUUACCUAAAAAGACUUUAAUUGUAUAGUUAAUAAUAAUAUGACUAAAACAUAUAUGGUCAUCUGUGAUACUUAAAUAUAACAACAACAACAACAUCCAAGCAUUAAUUCCAAAGAAUUUGUGGUCGGUUAACAUGAAUUGAUCUAUGAUAUCGAUGUCAAACAGAGAAGAUAUACAAGAAGGGGAAAACGUAAGAUAAAAAGGAUAAAAUAGAGAUAAAUAAAUAUAAGAUAACAGUUGUAAUACUUAAAUGUUUAAUAUUAUUUAAAAAGCUCAUUCAAACUCACAACUCUCUCGAAAAAAUAAAGAGAAUUACUCAGCUCGACUUGACAUCACAUCUACUCUCAUUAAAUUGAAUUUGAACUUCUAUAGGACUUUUUCUAAUGAAAAAUUAAAAUGUUGUGGAAAAUAGUAUAUUGCAACUAUUGGGAUCAAAGAAGACAAGAAGUUUAGUUUCUCCUAUAUGAAUACAAGCAAAUUAAUUCAAACUAUGAGAGAGCUCUGAUUUCAUUCCAUUUAACGUCUAACACGUAUUCCUCAGGUUGAUAAUGGAUUGACUGAGCUGGAAUGUGUUGGAGAGCUUGAUGUUGUUGUGACCUAUGUGAAGUUACACCGGAAUCACUAGGAUUGCCCGUUAUCAUCAGACCAGAACUAGGUUCCAACUAAUGGAUUGAAUAUAUGAGUGUACUUGAAGUGUCAACCUCAGGACUACCACUCCAUCCUUGGUCAACGUCUAUGAAAGAUGAGCCUAGGAGCGUUCUAUCUGGCGCGACCAAGCCAAAGGUUAUGGGCUUAACAUUGUGGGUUUGGGUUGAGAGGAGGAAUGUGGCUAUUGAUUGUUUGAGGAGUAGGGGUUGGUUUGGCUGAGGUUGUGGUUGGCUAGAAGAAGCACCAUGCUCAUGUAUCUGCCGCCUCUUGUUCUCCCCCUCAUGAGAACCCGAAUCGUCGUGGUCCUCAUGCGAACGUUUGUUGGCGCAGAGGCUAUCAUGACAUGUGCUUUGGGUAUUGAGGAAAUGAAUAUGAGUUAGCUGUUCAGAGUUAAGGGUCUCUUCUUCGAUUAAUAGUCUGGCUAGCAUGAUGCAGUGAUGCUGGUUAGGUCAGCGAUUGGAAUGAUAUAAGGGUUAGGAUAUGGUGUGGUCGAGGUAAGGGAGGACACUAGUUCAGUAUCCUAGGUUCCCCGGGAAGUGGUAUGUGUUUGGGGUUUGGUGGUAGAUGGUUCAGAGGUGGGUAGGGAUAUAGUAGGGGUUGAUUGUGGUUAGGGUUGGGUUUGAUCAUUUUGAACCGUUGAGGUUUGUCUUGAGUUCUGUGCUCUUGCGAUUAUUACAGAGUGCAGACGUGGCAUUAUGGUGGACUCAAGAUAACGAUUCUGAAAGUCAGUAAGAGCUAUGUGAUAAGUCCAUUUUUGUACUUAAUUUUCUCAUCAUAUUUGAGCGAUUUUCAGAUAGAAAAUAGAAAAACAAGGCAUGUUUUAGAUAUUUUGGUUCAAGUUUCAUGAAAUCAGGUGAAAACCGCAUUCAUAAUAUGUUUGGCGAAAUUUCGGGUCAAUUGCGUGAAGAAAGUGACAUUUUUUCCCAACAAAUGAGUUGCUACGGAAGUUUGAAAGAUAUGUUGACCAAUUUUUCAAAAAGAAGAGUCCACGAGAUGAAAAAAUCAUGAAAAGAAGUUCAAAACCAAGAAGAAGUCGCCUAUAUGGCCACUUUUGAUGAAAAUGGACGAUGUAUAGAGACACAUGUUCGUAUUUUGAUCAUAACUUUGCGCAUGAUUGCUCAACGUUUGUGACACGAGUGGCAUUACAUUUACAUCUUCUUGCUCUACAACUCUUAUGAAGAACACAGAACCAAAUAACAAUCGUAGAAUGGACUUAUGGCUCAAAGAAGUCAGACAUUUGCAGUUGCGAUGGAAAGUGACACAUGCUCACCGUUUUGGUCAUAUCUCAUAAACUACAAAUUCAAUGAAUGUAUUUCAAAAACCAGUAGUUAGCCAAGAAAGAUAUAUACAACUUUGGUGAAGACAACCUUUCCAUUUGACGUGAGGCGGUCGAUAAGGCGGCCGCCUUUCUAGGCGUCUACGAGUUUUUGACAGUUUCAGCACACAGGGCUUUGCAUGGCGACAAAAUAAUGGUAGGCUGCCGACAAGGGACGGAAGGCGGCCGCCCUCCGUGGACGCCUGCGGCGUGAUGUGACUUUUAGCUGCCGGUCGCUGAGACAAGACGGGGGGCGGCCAAAUAGGCGGCCGCCCUCCACGGGCGCCUGCGACGGAUUUGACGCGUGCACGCAACUUUGUCGGUGAUUUGAUGGAAGGCUGCCGACCAUGGGCAGAGGGCGGCCGCCCUUCUGGCCGCCUUCCACAAAACUCCAGCUAUAAAACCUCUCUUCCAUCCCCAACUCAAAACACACCAUCUCACACCCAACUCAGAUAAAAAAUGGUGUCUUCUUCCACCUCAAAGCUCGGAUUUCCACCAUUGUUGGACCUUCAACUUCAAUCUUUCAUAUCUUUCUCAUUUUAGCUCCAAUUUGAAAUUUCUUUAUAUGAAAAUUCAUCUUCUCGUCGUGUAGAUUCUGAAUAUGUUGUUUUUAUUUCCCAAAUAUUUGUUAACAAUUCUCUGAGUUAAUUUUAAGAAUUUCGUGUUUUCCAUUUUUAUUCAAGAAAAGUAGUUCUUGUUGUUAUAUUAAUCUCCUACUUAGAUAACCUCAAUACCUAGUAUAAAUGGUGAUAAUUUUUGAAAGAAAAUAAAUUUUAGAUGUGAGAGUAUUCACUUUAAUAUUUUCUUUUGUUGUUAUUAUUUAUGAUAAUGUCUUAUUUUAUAUGUAAAGUGUUAAAACUAGUAAUGAGUUGUUGUAGUUAAUUUACUCUUGGGCAUGAGUUGAAUUAAAGAAUAUGGGUUGACCUUGUUUGACUGAAAAUUAGGAGUUUAACUAAUUUUAUGGACUAGUUGUUUAAAAUGAUUAAUUUGAUUACUUAAUAGAAUUGGUCAUUUCAUUAAUUAAACUUUGGAAGAUUAUUUAUAACUUGUCUAUGAGAUUAUAAAUAGUUUAAGCCAAACAUAUUGAGCACAUUAAUGAAGCCUAGAGAUAGGAUAAAUUAAUGGAUAGAAUUUAAUCUUUGUCUAUGAGGAAGAAAUUCAAUUGUUUAAUAUGAGAAAUUUAAUUAAUUAGUGAAGUUGACCAUUUUGUUAGCUAAAAUGCGGAAAGUUAUAUCUAUCUUGUCCAUGAGAUUAGAAUAUAAUUUAGGUCAACCAUUUUAAACACAUUAAUGAAACCUAGAAAUAGGAUAAAUUAGUGAAGGUAACUUAAAUCUUGUCAAUGAGAAAAGAAAUUACCAGUCCAAUCUUUAGUUAUAAAUACUCAUAAUUAUUAGGUCCAAGAUAAAAGGAUGCACCCAUAUUUUAUAAUUCAAUUCAUUGUCCUUCUUUGAUCAAUCCAUUUAGAGUUUAAUAUUUUAUUUUUCAUUUAGUAUAUUUUUGAGCCAUCAUUAGUAUUUGCAUUAUUUAAUUUACUUUCUUUUUCAAAAAACUAGUUUACAAAAUCAAUCAAAAGUUUUAAUUUGGAAAGCUUCCAAUAAUUCGCGAUAACCUGUGACUGGACUUAAAAUCAAGAAACUCCUCCGACAUUCCUCAAGAGACACGAUACUCAAGGAAAACCGAAAGGUUAGACUCCGUUUUACUACAACGUCGCGAAAGCGGUCAUCAAAUGGCGCCGUUGCCGGGGAAUGGCACGGUGAAUUCUUGGUUUUGAUUUUAGCAUGGGCGAAUUCAAGUUAGGGAGACUUUCUAUUUCUUUUUUGUUUUGAUCUCACGUGUUUGCUUGAGAUUUUCUCAUGGAUUACUCAAGCGAACACUUUCAUUCUCAUGGAUUGUAGCUCUCAUUCCUAAGACUACUCAUUCUCCAUCCGUUUCUGACUUUAGACCCAUUUCUUGUACCAAUGUGACCUAUAAGAUCAUAACCAAGAUUCUAGCAUCUAGACUGGGACCAUGUCUUUCUAGUGUAGUCCAUCCAUCACAGGGUGCUUUUGUUGAUGGGAGACUAAUGACUGAUAACAUUUUUCUUGCACAAGAACUUGUGAGGGGAUAUGCUAGAAAGAGGGUUUCUCCUAGAUGCAUGAUUAAGGUUGAUAUUAGGAAAGCAUAUGAUACUAUUUCUUGGACUUUCCUUGAAAAGGUCUUAAGGGGAAUUGGGUUGCCUAACCUGUUUGUUAAUUGGAUAAUGGAGUGUGUCUCUACCUCUUCUUUUUCAAUAUCUAUAAAUGGCACCUUACAUGGUUGGUUUGAAGGAAAGAGAGGCUUGAGGCAAGGCGACCCCAUGUCCCCUAUGUUGUUUGUUUUAUGUUUGGAAUAUUUUUCCCGGAUGUUAGCUAUUAGGACCUCAAACCCUAGCUUUAACUAUCAUCCUUUAUGUUCCAAACUAAAAAUCUCACAUUUGACUUACGCCGAUGACUUAAUGCUUUUUUCCAAAGGGGAACCCAAGUCUAUUAAGAUUCUAGUUGAUGCUUUAAAUGAUUUUGGAAAGGUUUCGGGUUUAUUGGUCAAUCAAGACAAAUCUAAUAUCUUUGUGGGGGAAAUAUUGAAAACAAACUGCCAUUUAUAUUACAAAUGGUUGACUUUCAACAAGGAUCUUUUCCGGUAAGGUAUAUUGGCAUUCCAUUGGCCCCUUUAAAGAUUUCUGUGGCCCAAUUCUCUCCUUUGAUAGAUACGGUUACAGACUAUUUCAAUGCAUGGAAUACCAAAUCCUUAUCAUAUGCGGGGAAAGUUGAGUUGAUUAAGUCAGUUGUCCAAGGGGUGCAGUCCUUUUGGCUGGGCAUAUUUCCGGUCCCUAAAACAAUUUUGGACAGAAUUGUUAGCCUUUGUAGAAUCUUUCUAUGGGGGGGGGGGGGAACAUGCCAAGGUGGCUUGGGAAGAUGUGUGUCUACCUAAAGAGGAAGGGGGGUUAGGGAUCAAAGAUACUAAGGUUUGUAAUAAUGCAUUAUUAUCUCGUACACUUUGGAAUAUUCAUGCUAAAUAAGAUACCCUUUGGGUAAGAUGGGUAAAUGGGGUUUACCUCCAUGGGAGGGAUGUGUGGACCUUUGUUCCACACAAUAGGGACUCACAGUUGAUGAAAAGAAUUGCACUGAUCCGAGACUCCAUUGUCUCCAAAUAUCUGUCUAUAACCGAGACUAUCACAAACCUUGGAAAGAUGGCUCACAAUGGUAAGCUCUCCUCCUCCAAGGUAUAUGACCUUCUUAGGAUGAAAGGGAAUGCUCAUACAUGGAUGUCUUUCAUUUGGAAGAAUUAUAUCCCUCCUAAAUUUUCUUUCAUAAUGUGGCUAGCCUACCGUAAUAGACUACCUACAUGUGAUAACAUGGUUUAUCUAGAUAUUGUUAAUAUUUGUCCGUUUUGUAAGGGUGGUCCGGAGACGGCACCACACCUAUUUUUUGAAUGUUUUUGCACACGGCAGGUUUGGAAGGAUAUUAAAGCAUGGUUUGGGAUCGCAAGGCAAAUGUCAUCUUUGAGGAGCGCGGUGAAAUGGAUCCAAAGAGAUUGCAAAGGAGCACAUAUUAGAGCAAAGGCUACGAGGAUAGCGUUUAGCUACACAAUCUACUGGAUAUGGAGAACUCGUAAUGCAAUCCGUUUUGAUGGAGCUACUCUAAAGAUGGAUGAAAUGGUUGCACACAUCAAAUAUAUGGUGUACAAAGUGCUAUACUCAUUAUAUCCGUACCAUAUGAUCCCUUUUUGAAUCAUAAACUAGCCUCAUUUUUUGUCAUGAGUUGAUGGCUGUUUUUUGCUAGAUGAUGGACUUUAGAUAUUAAGCCUUGGAUGCUUUGGAUGUAUAGGGUAUCCAUACUUGGAUAUGCCUCCAAUUUUGCUCAUACGAUGUACAUAACUCUGGUUACUAUCUAUGUAUUUACAUUUUCCCCAAAAAAAAAUAAUGA
Cuscuta europaea is the source of this 19541-nucleotide messenger RNA. The record is from the annotation of a GenBank genome assembly. Lineage: Eukaryota; Viridiplantae; Streptophyta; Magnoliopsida; Solanales; Convolvulaceae.